This is a messenger RNA of Penicillium pulvis, 1329 nucleotides long. RefSeq names its product NAD(P)/FAD-dependent oxidoreductase. Gene Ontology annotation, molecular function: proline dehydrogenase activity; L-pipecolate oxidase activity; flavin adenine dinucleotide binding. Lineage: Eukaryota; Fungi; Ascomycota; Eurotiomycetes; Eurotiales; Aspergillaceae. The transcript is spliced from 3 exons. Bases 1 to 1329 code for a protein of 442 amino acids. The record is from RefSeq and is a predicted model, not a curated record.
AUGGCGCUGCCGCCGAAGAUUCUGAUUGUGGGAGGUGGUGUCUUUGGCCUAUCUACGGCCUUAUCUCUCAGCAAGCGCCACCCAGACUCCCAGAUAACCCUAAUUGAAAGCGCUCCGACAAUUCCUAACCCACACGGCUCUUCUGUCGAUACCAGCCGGAUCGUGCGCGCAGAUUACGCAAGCAGCGCCUACUCCAAGCUCGCUGCUUCUGCCAUCCAGAAAUGGCGCAGUACAUCCUGGGGUGCGGAGGGUCGGUAUACGCAGACAGGUCUGCUACUGGUGUACCCGGGCAACAGCGCCAGCGCAAAGAAGUACGCAGAGAAGAGCUACGCAAACGUGCGGGCGAUUGAGGGUGACAACGUCGUUUACCUACCAACGAAAAAGGACGUACUGGGUGUCGUACCGCCGUAUGGGGAGACACUGGAUGUUGCAGGAGGGUAUGUGAACUGGGGAUCUGGGUGGAGUGAUGCAGGCGCGAGUGUGAAGUUCGUCAAGAAAUUACUCGACGAGGAGAAGAAGGUGGUGUUCAAGCACGGAGAGGUGAAGCGCGUGCUUUUCGACUCUUCUUCCUCGAAGAAACGCGCGACUGGUGUGGAGAUGGUGGAUGGAGAGACCGUCAACGCUGACCUGGUCAUUCUUGCGACGGGUGCUUGGACUCCCCGGCUGGUUGAUCUUCGUGGUAAGGCUCUUGCGACAGGACAGGCGAUUGCGUAUAUCAAGAUCAGCGAUGCUGAGCAGCGUGAGCUUGAGAAUCUGCCUACUAUCCUUAACUUCGCUACUGGUAUCUUUAUCAUUCCGCCGCGGGAUAAUCUGCUUAAGAUUGCGCGGCAUGCGUAUGGGUAUCGGAAUCCGAUCACCGUCUCGGUACCUGGAUCGCAGUCUGGAGAGACGAUGCAGGUCAGUCUGCCUGAGACGGGGGUGCCGGUGCCGCUAGAAGGAGAGGAGGCGUUCCGUGUUGCACUGAGACAGCUUCUGCCUCGGUUUGUGGAUCGGCCGUUCGCUGGUACGAGGAUUUGUUGGUAUACUGAUACUCCGGAUGGUGACUUUAUUGUUUCAUACCACCCCGAAUACGAGGGUCUUUUCCUGGCUACAGGUGGCAGUGGACAUGCUUAUAAAUUCUUCCCUGUUCUUGGAGACAAGGUUGUUGACGCAUUGGAGGGUACACUGGAGCCGGAAUUGCGAGCGCUAUGGGAAUGGACCGAGGCGACACCGACAUCUGCCUCCGAGGAUAUAUUUGACGGUGAUGGUAGUCGGUCUGGUGAACGAAACUCGAUUUUGAAAGAUGAGCUGGCGAAGACCAAGAAGGCUGGCAGGGGCAGUAUUCUAUAA